Molecule: messenger RNA, 1393 nt
Organism: Synchiropus splendidus (mandarinfish)
Lineage: Eukaryota; Metazoa; Chordata; Actinopteri; Syngnathiformes; Callionymidae
Gene: fancf
Product: FA complementation group F
Exons: 2
Coding region: 115-1158 (347 amino acids)
Biological process (GO): interstrand cross-link repair
Cellular component (GO): Fanconi anaemia nuclear complex
Source: RefSeq, a predicted model, not a curated record
GCAGAAGCCCAAGCGGCAUAAACCAAACUAUACAGCCAAGUUUUAUGCGAUAAAAAUGUCCACCGCGGCACCGCACUACUCCGGCUGAUCCGCUGUGUUUACAGUGAGGGUCGUAUGGAGGCAGUGUUGAAGAAUGUGGCCAACGUGGUGGAGCUACUGGCCGUGGCAGCCUGGAGCAGCGAGGUGGAGCUGUGGGACAGUCUAACGCUGUCCAGAGCUUUCCAGUGGGCCUCCUAUUGCGAGCACAUCUUCUCCCGGUUCCACACUAACCAGGCCAUACAGAAGGCGAUCGAUUUGGAGUUACGGAUGACUAACAGUCGUUUGCAAAGUGUCUUCUCAGACUAUACUCCUGUGUCCUUCACUGAUUUAUCCCAGAGUCAACACUUGCUCCUCACCGGGCUCUUGAAGAACCCUAAAAUUUCCAUGUCCCUUAUGAAGACUCUGUUUGAUGACUCUCAUCCUGUCAACAAGAAGAAUGAAAACGGCCCCGAAGUGACAGGCAUGUGCAGCAAAAUAAUUCAGUGCAAAUGUGCCUGCAAGAUCCUGAAGCCUCUGACGGACACGUCGGGUGUCGGUGCUGAUGCUGAGGUGCAGGGGGCGAUGCUGAUGGAGAGGCUGCACACCCUUCUGAGCAAAGGCAGUGAAGCCUGCUGGAUACAACACUUUUUAGACUCCGUCCUCCUGGGAUCCAAACCAGAACAUUUCUGUCAGGUCAUUGCUGCAGCUCUGCUGACAGUGAAGUCUCCUGAUGCACAGUCUGAUUCAGUGGAUUUUCUUUUAGACUGGCUCAGGCAAAAGCCCACUCUGCUGCAGCACAUGUGCACAGUGCUGCCUGCUCCUCUUCUUAAAGACCUCACCAAAGAACACCUGGGAUUUAGACACGCACACCUGGCUGUUUUAAAGAAAUGGACCUCAGAUAUGGAGUAUGAUAUAAAUGCUGGUGAGUGGGUUGCAAGCAGCACAGAUCCCACAGUGACUCUGAAGACACUGGCAGGGCACUUUCUGGCUUUGAUUGACAGUUGCCCGUCUUUGGCGAAGACAGUCUCUGAUGAACUCACAGCUUUAAAGGUUUCGGAUGGAGAUUAUAAUGUGAAAGGUUUGAGUGUUUGGGGCGACCUCUUGUCUGAGUUACAACAAAGUACAUCCUCUACCUUUUGAGUUGUGUCAUGAUGUCAAUGUAAUAUUUUUAAAUGUCAAUGUUGUGUUUUAAUAUCAAUGAAAUAAGUCAUAAUACUGCUGUGGACACAGGGAAUAGGGCCGUAUUGUUGGCAUAUCUAUCGCCCUGCUUGUGUAGAAGAAAAAGAAAGGCAAUGGCUCCAUCUGAAUCGUUCUGUAUUCUGUAUCUCAAUCUGAUGUUUUCAUGGUGACCUUCAAGCUCUCCCAGAUGCCUAUU